AUGGCACAAGUGAAGGACGAGCUGCGGACGUUUUUGCAGAACGACGGCCAGCAGAGUCGAGCAUUCCCACCAAUGGCGAAGAACGAACGCAAGGUGAUGCAUCAGGUCUCGUCAGCGCUGGGUUUGAAGUCCAAGAGCGCUGGGAGUGGAAAGGGUCGCUUCACGGUAAUCUACAAGAGCAGCCAGAGGGUUGAGUACUCGGAGGCUUUGCUCAGCAAGGUCAUGUACGCUUCGAACAAAGGCUUUCUCGUCAACAGCUCGUCGAAGGGGAAGAAAGCGGGACGGCAGGCUGGCAAGGCUGCUGCGAAGGGUCCGCGUGGAGGAGGAGGAGGAGGAGGGUUCAAUGGUGGUGCGGCAGGGUUGCGUAAUGGCGAGGUUGUGGGUGCUGGGGCCAGCGCGCUCGGCAGAGAGAACUUUGGGCAUCAGCUUAUGGUGAAGAUGGGGUGGACUGCUGGGACUGGUUUGGGCAGGGAGCAUGAUGGGACUGUUAUGCCGGUCGAGCAGGUCAUGAGGUCUGGCAGGGCUGGGUUGGGGUGA
Baudoinia panamericana UAMH 10762 is the source of this 537-nucleotide messenger RNA. RefSeq lists its product as uncharacterized. Gene Ontology annotation, molecular function: nucleic acid binding. NCBI's taxonomy places the organism in Eukaryota, Fungi, Ascomycota, Dothideomycetes, Mycosphaerellales, Teratosphaeriaceae. The transcript has a single exon. The record is from RefSeq and is a predicted model, not a curated record. Bases 1 to 537 code for a protein of 178 amino acids.